Molecule: messenger RNA, 939 nt
Organism: Petromyzon marinus (sea lamprey)
Lineage: Eukaryota; Metazoa; Chordata; Hyperoartia; Petromyzontiformes; Petromyzontidae
Source: RefSeq, a predicted model, not a curated record
AUGAACGCCUCUGGUCUCAACGCAAGCGCGCUGGCAUCACCGCCGCCGCCGCCUCCUCAGCAUGCCAACGCCACGGUCGCCACUUACUUACCCUACGGCCUGAUCAUCGACGUCCUCAACUGCGUCAACGCCUUCACCAUGCUGCCCUCCCUCUGCUUCCUCGCCUGCAUCCUCGCCGCGAUUCUGGGCACGCGCCUCCGCCACAACUACCGCCACGUCCUCUUCGCCAACCUGCUGCUCUGCGACAGCCUCUUCCUCGUCUCCUCCGACACCGUCGCCCUCCUCGUGUGGCGCCGGGUGCCCAUCCCCGUCGUGCCCUGCUACGCGUUCGCGCUCGUCGCGAGCGCCCUCCAGUACGCGGGCCUCCUCUGCGUCACCCUCAUGUGCCUCGAGCGCUACGCCGCCGUCUGCCACCCGCUGCGCUACCGCGCCUGGUUCGACCGCCCGGCCGCCCUCGUCGCGUCGCUCGCCGCCGUCUGGAGCGGCUGCGCGUGGUCGCCCCUCGCGCGCGCCCUGCUGCUGCUCUCGGGCGGCGCGCCCCUGCCCGCCGGCGAGGCCUCGUGCGCCGUCGACCGGAUCGAGGGGCUCGUGCCCAACGCGACCGCGCUCGUGGCCCUGCGCGAGUCGACGAACGCGGCGGCGUUCGCGGCCAGCGGCGUCGUCGUCGCGUUCAGCUACGCGAAGGUGUUCGGCGCGCUCGUCCUCUACAUCUGCUCGCUGGGGAACUCGGCCGUGGUGGCGGCGGUGGGCGCGGCGAUCGGAGACGCGCGCGCCUCCAGCGCGGCGCGUUACGCGGCGUACGUGGCGCUCUUCGUCCUCUCGAGACUCGUGGCACCCGUCGUGUACGGCCUGCGCGACAAGGAGAUCCUCGGGCAGAUGAAGCGGAUGCUCCGCGUCGUCCGCCGGCCCGUCGAGGUUGUUCCGGCAGAAGUCGCCUGA